Phaedon cochleariae (mustard beetle) is the source of this 1160-nucleotide messenger RNA. Lineage: Eukaryota; Metazoa; Arthropoda; Insecta; Coleoptera; Chrysomelidae. The record is from the annotation of a GenBank genome assembly.
AUAAGAAAUAAGAAGAAGGAAAUGUUGGUUAUAAUAAAAUGUCAAAAGAAGAAAUUCUCAAACAAUACAGAAACGAUGUAGUAAAUAUUAUAAAAAGUGCCAAAGAAUUAAGUCUGAACGAUGAAGAAAUCAAAUUGCUAUUCAAAGAAUCUUUCUCCGAGCUCAAAAAUGAAAUAAACCGCUCAAAGGCAAUCCAUAACCCGACAAAAGCUCAAAAUUCCUGUAGUACUUUUAGAAACACAGUUUUACUAUGUAUUAUACUUUUCCUUGCAAUUUAUGUAUUGUUGAAUGUUCAUCAGCCAACGUCAAGUAUAGUUUUGAGAAAUGUUCAAGGUUUGACUCAUCCUACAUUAAAAAUUGUGAGGUUUUUAUCUGUUCCAAUCAUAAAGCUAUUCCCAUCACUGACAGAUUUAUAUGAUGAAAGUUGUCUGGUGGAGAACCCAUACUUUUAUGUAUCAGACAUGGAAUGUUGGCCAUGUGAAAAUAUCAAUAGUGUGCUGAAUAUAACUAAAGUUGAGGAAAACCUGAUCAAAUCAGGAUCUGGCACACCUUUCAUAAUUAAGACAAACCAAAGUUUGGUUACCUUCCAUACCUUACAAAAAGUGUACAACAACAACAAAAAAAUCCUUGAUGCUGAAGCUAAAUCAUUCAAAUCCACUAACACUUCCAUCAUUACACUGAAAGACCUGUUCAGUAACAGUAUUAAUUUCAUAUCUUCCAACAUACAUAUCUCCUGGCGCAUCAACAAAAUGGCACCUGCUAGAGUUAUUCGCCAAGUAUUCCCAAAGCCAGAAUUUCUGCCUGAACGUUCAGGACAGAGUGUAGAGAGAUUUGUGUUCAUAGAUGGGGACAAAUCAGAGCCCUAUACUCUGCCCAACACUGAGUGCAGUAAUGUUUUUGUGGUUCAGGGAAAGGGGCAGAGAAGUAUUGUCUUGAAACCAUCCAAAGAAUGUGCAGGGAAAUGCAGGACUGUUUCUGUGGUGUUGAAAGCCUCUUAUGUCUUAUGGUAUAAUUGGUGGUACUGGAGACCCGUCAGUCUUCCCACACAAAAAUCAAGUGGUCCUUCCAUAACUUAUAUCAAUUCUUACUGUUAGUUAUUUUAUACAGCCAUUUAUCAUAUUUUAACCAAUAAUAUCUGAAUAAAGUCUGAUUUUAUCUGG